Messenger RNA from Talaromyces stipitatus ATCC 10500, 477 nucleotides. RefSeq lists its product as uncharacterized. The coding region runs from base 1 to 477 and encodes 158 amino acids. Lineage: Eukaryota; Fungi; Ascomycota; Eurotiomycetes; Eurotiales; Trichocomaceae. The transcript has 2 exons. The record is from RefSeq and is a predicted model, not a curated record.
AUGGAGAAAGCUCAAGAGCGCCAGGCGACGCAGGCCAAUAAGAAACAUCAGCCAAUUAACUUCUCGGUGGGAGACAUGGAUACUGGAUGGCCGGGCCAUAAGCUGGGUCACCAGCAAGAGGGACCCUUCCCAAUAGUGCAACAAGUAGGCCAUGCUUUCGAACUCAAGCUGCCGAAGGGCAUAAGAGUGCACCCAAUAUUUUUGCCCAAGAAGCUACGUUUAGCAGCGAUAAAGGAGCCAAUAGAAGGUCAGAUCGCGGAUAAAGGACCAGAGCUCCGCAUCAAUGGUCAGUUGAAAUGGGAAAUCGAGAGAAUUAUUGCUUCACGGAUAUCGCGAAAGAAGCUGCAAUAUCAGAUCGACUGGGUCGGCCGAGACCCAGAUCCAAAAUGGUAUCUAGCCGGAUACCUCAAGAACGCGCCCCUGGCGUUAAAGGCUUUUCAUGACGGCAACCCAAAAGCGGCAGGACCACCGAUCUAG